AUGAGUAUGAAUGCAGAGAUAAAAGAAUUAAGAGAGACAGUAAGAGAGAAAAAACAAGAAAGCAAUAAAAAACGAGGGGGAAGGGUGAAUAGGAGGAGGGGAACUAGGAAAAAAGCACAUCGCGCACUAAUUAAUUUAAUACUAUGUGAAAGGUUAUCCGAUCAGAUUUAUUUACAAUUGGAUGGAGGCAAACAAUACUGUUUUCGUUUAUUGAAUGCGACCAAUCAAGUUGGAUGUCAAUCAAAAGAAGAAGGAAACAUUGGUGUUGUUGUCUAUAUUUCUAACAAAAAACAAUUUGCUGAACUUUAUUCGUUGGAUGUUGUACGAUUUCUAAAAAACCAAAGAAUCCAAGGAGUAUUAUUGUUAAAUGAAUUAGCGAAUAGGACCAUAAUAAAUUUUCCUUAUUCAGAAGAUUCUGCUUGUCCAAAUGACCGCUUUGGUUUAUAUAAUGGAAGCUGUAAUCAGUGGAAUCGUGAUGGUGCUAUUUUAUCAGAAGGAAUUCGCUUUAUUGACUGGCAAAAGCCAAUUUUUCUAAUCGAAAAUCUCACAGAAAUAGAAAUAAUAAGAAAAAAGUGUUAUGAAGCUUUCAAUAAGAAAGGUAGCUUAAAAGGUAUGCCGCUUUGUUCAGCACGAUUGAAACUUUUUAUGCGCGCAGCUGGUAAUGCUAAGAUAUGUAUGCGUCGACAAGACUUUUUCUAUAGUUUUUCAGAAUCCAAUAUAGCAUUAUGUGAUCCACUAGAGGAUAAAAAUGUUUUUUCUAUAAUGCCACCGCCAAUUAAAUAUUCUGACAGUGAAAAGCAAUUUAAAAUUUUCAUACUUGCUGCAAGGAUGGAUUCAUUUAGUAUGAUGACAGAAUCUGCUGUUGGCGAUAUUUCCGUUUUAACCUCAUUAAUCAGCUUAUUGGCUGUAGCAAAGGCUAUUGGUGAUGAUCCAAAGGAAUUCAUAAAUGCUGGGAAUUCAUCGAAACGCGCAGUGAUGUUUUCAUUUUUUCAUGGAGAAUCUUUGGGAUAUAUCGGAAGCAGUCGCGCAGUCGCUGAUAUGAUCAGCAAGAAUUUUCCAGUGAAAUUAGACGAAUUUGCUCUUCCAAAACUUUCUUCUAUUGGAAUUAAUGAUAUCGAAGUUUUCGUCGAGAUACAACAGCUCCAUGGCUCAGAAAAUGGCCUUUUUGCACAUGUCGACGGUGAAGUUUAUACAAAUAAGAGAAAGAUGAUUGAUAAACUCAUCGGCUCCGCCAAUAAACUAUUAUCAGAAUUUUUUCCUGAUUAUCCUGCUCUUUCGAUUGCCAAUAAUACAAAAGAUUCGCAGAUACCUCCAUCAUCAUAUCAAACAUUUUUAAAAGAAAAUCGUAACAUCUCUGGCUUUAUCAUUUCUCCUUUCGACAACAAAUAUUCAUAUCGACGAAUAAAUUCAUUCGCUGACCAGAAUGUAUUUGGAAAUAAUAGCGAAAAAAUAAGAAAAGAAAUUUUCGCGUCUGCAACAAUUGCUUUGGGUGCAAUAAUUGAAUUUAUUUACGGUAGCCGACCGAAUUCAUCUUUCGGUUAUAAAAUUGAUGAAAAAUUCGUUGAUACUCUUUUUGAUUGUUUCAUUACAUCGCCUGAUUGGUAUUCUUGUGACUUUUUCGUACAAAUUCUCAAAAAUCGAAGGAUUAAACCCGAGGAAGGAACAAAGUCGACCUACAUUUCUAGUAGUCAUAUUUAUCCAUCGCUUAUUCGUUUGUUGAUCGAAGCUCUUCUUAUUCAUUGCCUUGGUUUCAAGGAUGUUGUCAAUGUAACAGAUUAUGCUCAGUGUAAUGAUCUUAAUAAGCACCAGCAGGUCUAUCGCUUUACUUGGCAGACUGAUCCCACUAUAAAUUUAACAAUUUGCUAUCGAACCGCCAUAUACCAAACGCGAGCCAUAUCGCCUGCUUUCGAUAAUGGUUAUGAAAUUCAAUCGGAUUUUUAUUCCACAUGGGUGGAAAGUGUGUGGUCACCGCCGGAACUGGUCUUAUUUCUCACUUCAUAUCCUUCUGUCCCCGAUUUUGUUGUUUUUUUGGUGGGAUUAUUUUUUUGUACCUUAUGUUUUCUCAUUAUGGAAUUUAUUUAUUGGACCAACAAAGAAUCAAUUGAACCUCGUGCACCUUCAUUUGAUGCUGAUCUCAAUGCUGCUCCUCUUUAA
Molecule: messenger RNA, 2154 nt
Organism: Dracunculus medinensis (Guinea worm)
Lineage: Eukaryota; Metazoa; Nematoda; Chromadorea; Rhabditida; Dracunculidae
Source: the annotation of a GenBank genome assembly